Zophobas morio is the source of this 1236-nucleotide messenger RNA. RefSeq names its product peptidoglycan recognition protein-like. Bases 221 to 1030 code for a protein of 269 amino acids. Lineage: Eukaryota; Metazoa; Arthropoda; Insecta; Coleoptera; Tenebrionidae. Gene Ontology annotation, molecular function: N-acetylmuramoyl-L-alanine amidase activity; zinc ion binding. Gene Ontology annotation, biological process: peptidoglycan catabolic process. The record is from RefSeq and is a predicted model, not a curated record. The transcript is spliced from 2 exons.
UACAUAUUGAACAAAAUUUAUCAACCACAGUUUAACACAAUACGCAUACAUAAUUCCGCGUAUAUACAAGUGGAAUUUCCUGCAAAAUUAACCAGAAGACAAGCUGAUAUCCACAUUCCGUGUUAGACACUCGAGAAAAGCAUGUGUAUUACACAUUUACGUCAGCACCAAAACUAAUCAUUCAAAUUCUUUAUUAUUUAUAAAAUUACAAGACAACAAAAUGGCAAAAACUGUGAUAUCAUCAUCAGACGAAAACAGUGAUAAUGGAAUACAGUUUGAAGCACAAAACUGUGGAAACGAAAAGGGCGAAACGUCAAAAAUCCAACACAAUUCAAAAGAUUUUCGUAUAUUGGACUACUUGAAACGAAACCUCGCUGUCGUGUCGGUUUGUGCCCUCAGCGUAGUGACUGUACUUUUAAUCGUGACCAUAAUUAUUCUGUUGCAAAAGAAUUCUAUGCCAGUCGCUGUCAAACCAGAGGAACCCUCACCAAUAACGCCAACACAAAACUUGACCCUCCCCCAUAAAUUGACGAUCGUUUCGCGCCACGAGUGGCUCGCGCAACCCCCCGUCGAACCCGCCACAGCCCUCCACACCCCCGUGCCAUACGUGAUAAUCGACCACACAGCAACCGAGAACUGUUCUUCCCAAGUUCAAUGCGUCUUCCAGGUUCGCUAUGUCCAAACGCACCACAUCGAAAGUCGCGGUUGGUGGGACAUUGGCAACAAUUUCCUCGUUGGAGGUAACGGCGAUGUUUACGAAGGACGGGGUUGGAAGUCCGAGGGGGCUCACACUUACGGGUACAACGCCCAAAGCAUCGGAAUCGCCUUCAUUGGGACCUUCAAUCGUUACAAACCGCCUCAGAAACAAAUUAUCGCUUGCAAGCUCUUGAUCGCAAAAGGGGUGGAGUUGGGCUACAUUAAGAAGGAUUACAAGUUGCUGGCGUCGAGGCAACUCCAGACUACGAAAAGUCCGGGAGAUGCGUUGUAUGAGGAGAUGAAAACGUGGGACCAUUGGGCGGCAGGUCCUUGAGGAGCUGUGAUUUGUGUGAAAGUGUGUGAAAUAUAUGGAAGUACAAUUGAAAAAAGGGGGAUGUCGUGGUACCUGUGUCUGAUCCAGUUUAAACAAUUUUGUAUACUUGCUACAAACCGUUGUUCUGAAUCAAUCUAGUCGAAAUAAAAUAAUUAUUAUAAUUAUUAGUAAUUAAUUAAUAAAUAAAAACUUUUCACAUUCUACAA